Messenger RNA from Phlebotomus papatasi, 2322 nucleotides. Its product is annotated as proclotting enzyme. Bases 421 to 1965 code for a protein of 514 amino acids. Gene Ontology annotation, molecular function: serine-type endopeptidase activity. The record is from RefSeq and is a predicted model, not a curated record. The transcript is spliced from 7 exons. Gene Ontology annotation, biological process: proteolysis. NCBI's taxonomy places the organism in Eukaryota, Metazoa, Arthropoda, Insecta, Diptera, Psychodidae.
CGAUUCUUUGGAGCAUCCAAGAACUGGGAAGAACGAUGGCAAUGUUCGUGUUACUCGAUGGUUUGUCACAUGGUGGGGGCUCAUAUAUAAUACAGAUCGUCGUGGAUGGAACACUCCAGUUUGUCCAAGACUCACGGAUGAUACUUCCGUCCAAGUCAGGGACAUUUUAUACAUUUUGUGAUACUUAAGUGAUCGAGUGAAGUUGUAUAGUUCCAAAUAGAAAAGAGAACUUUUUGUUGAGCAAAAGAGUGACUAAAGUGAUUUGCAUAGAAUCAGAGAAUUUCCUUUGAUCUCUGUGGCGUUGUGAUCACGAAGGGAGGGAAUAUUUUUUUGGGUGUUCUUAGUAUUUUUUUUAUUUCAAUUUUUUGAUACAUUUUUGUGAUCAAUCGAUAUUUUGGUGCCUUUGUCCUCUCAAUCAAGAUGAAAUUAAUUGUCUUGUUUGUGAUCUUUUGUGCCAAGACAGCUCAUUUGUAUGGUGACACGAUGGAAAUGGAUGAUUCCAUUGUAAUUCAUGCUGCUAGAAGGAGUCCCAGGCAGAUUCUCGGAUUGCCCCAGAGGGAGACGACGGUAUGGGGAAAUGUUCUGCGUGAGGGAAGUGCAUGUCUUACUUCACGUGGCCACCUGGGCUUCUGCACUUCGGUUAAGCACUGCUAUCCCUACUUCAAGUUACCCAAUCUUGGACUGUGGGAGUCCUGGGUGUUGGGCAAUUAUGACACCUGCACCUACUUUGACUCCAAAGGAUCUCCGGCUUUUGGUGUUUGCUGUACAAACCCAAUAACACUGCCCCCAUCCACUACGCCAUCAGAAGAGGAGGCUGAGAAGCCCGAAACAUCUGAGAAGCCAAAUGAGGAGGAAAUGGUCACGGAGACACAGAAACCCGAAGUGCAAAAGCCAGAUGCCAACAAAAGUCCUAGCGUUUGGCCACCACCAAUCCCAACCCAUCCACCAGAUCACACUCCAGCCACCCAUCCACCAUGGGUCACUGGCAUUGGACAUCCCAUCGCGGGAAUUCCCAUUGCUGUACCAGUGGCACCAGGCACCACGAAACCCACCACAAAACGCCCUGGGAUUGCAACAACCUGGCCAACACGUCCCCCUGUCUUUCAGUGGCCACCAACCACAACCCCAGCUCCCAUCCUUCCCACAAGGCCCAGUACCACAACGACAUCUCCUCAAAUUCCUCCUCAAGUACCACCAUCGGGCAUCAAUGCCAACUGUGGCGUAAAGAAUGGGUAUCAGGACUCUGAAAGGAUUGUCGGAGGACACAAUGCAGAUCCCAAUGAAUGGCCAUGGAUCGCAGUACUAUUCAACGGAGGACGCCAGUUUUGUGGCGGUUCCCUCAUUGACAAUCAACACAUUCUUACAGCUGCUCAUUGUGUGGCUCACAUGAGCUCUUGGGAUGUUGCCCGCUUGACUGUUCAAUUGGGAGAUCACAACAUUCGAUCAACAACAGAAGUUUCUCAUGAAACGCGUCACGUGAAGAGGGUAGUUCGUCAUCGUGGCUUUGAUUCCCGUACAUUGUACGACGACGUUGCUCUUCUCACACUAGACACUCCAGUUCAAUUUUCUUCGUCAAUUCGACCCAUUUGUUUGCCACCAGCAAACGAAGUGCGACAGUACAAUGGAAAGACUGGAGUAGUUAUUGGAUGGGGAAGUCUUCGGGAGAAUGGUCCUCAGCCAUCAAUCUUGCAAGAAGUGAGCAUCCCGAUCUGGAGCAAUGAUAAUUGUGCUCGAAAAUACGGAAGUGCUGCUCCUGCUGGAAUUACACAAAAUAUGCUGUGCGCUGGGCAGGAUUACAAGGACUCUUGCAGCGGAGAUUCUGGAGGACCCCUGAUGGUGAAUGACGGUAAAUGGACACAGGUGGGAAUAGUUUCAUGGGGAAUUGGAUGCGGCAAAGGCCAGUAUCCUGGAGUCUACACACGCGUCUCCAACUUUAUGCCAUGGAUUAUGAAAAAUCUCUCUUGAAGUGACUUCAUUCAAAAUGAACAAACUUCUCGCAUUUUGGGAAUUUUCAUUGGACAAAUCUCUUCAAACUGAAGAUGCGUCAAAUGAUGAAUUUGUAUGCCAUAUUUAAGAGAAAAAACAAAUAUUUCACAAAAUAAUUUAUGUAAUUUAAGUGAAAAGAAUGUCAAUAAUUUUUAGGAAAAAAAACUAUCUUUCGAAAUGAAUAAAGCAACGUAGAUGAAGAAAAAUAAUUAUGAAACAUCUCACUCAUUUUUUUUUCUAGCAUUAAGAUACCCUUGUUUUAAGAUCAUAAAAAUAUUACUUUUAUUUUUAAUAUAUAAUUCAUCUUUUUGGAUAAAUAAAUUAACAGUAAAUAUA